Arabis nemorensis is the source of this 2364-nucleotide messenger RNA. The record is from the annotation of a GenBank genome assembly. NCBI's taxonomy places the organism in Eukaryota, Viridiplantae, Streptophyta, Magnoliopsida, Brassicales, Brassicaceae.
AUGAUCAAAGCUCCCGCUAUGAAGGCUAUAAAGAAGAAAAUUGAGAAAAAUAUCUAUGGAGUUGGAAGUAUUGGCCUUUACACUGAGUUGUACAGAGAGGGUUUAGCAAUAAGACAGAAACCUGGAUUGGAAUUGGAACAACACUCUGGUCUAGACAAAUCGCCUUUGGGCAAACAAUGUUACAUACCAAUUAAAGCAAUCCAGCCAACGACGGAACCCAGCCCGAUGACUCAGAGUUCCACGUUAUUAAGCCAACUGACACAUCAUUCACAGCAAAGGAACCUUGUGGCUGGACGUGCAGCUCAUGCACGGAUCAUCAGAACUGGAACAUCGACAGGCACCCACCAUGCCAACGGCCUGGUCAACCUCUAUGCCAAAUGCGGACACUUACCUAAAGCUCACUCUAUCUUCAAUGCCAUAAUCAGCAAGGAUGUGGUGUCCUGGAAUAGUCUCAUCACUGGAUACUCACAGAACGGUGGUCUAUCCAGCUCCCGCACUGUUAUGCAGCUGUUUCAGGAGAUGAGAGCGCAAAAUAUGCUGCCAAACGCUUAUACCCUUGCCGGGGUUUAUAAGGCUGAGUCAAGUCUUGGAAGUGCUACAGUUGGGAGACAGGCUCAUGCGCUUGUGAUCAAAAUGUCAAGUUUUGGGGAUAUUUACGUCGACACUUCGAUGUUGGGCAUGUACUGUAAAGCAGGCUUGGUCGAGGAUGGACUUAAGGUGUUUGCCUUGAUGCCUAAUAGAAAUACCCAUACGUGGUCUACUAUGGUUUCUGGUUAUGCUACAAGAGGACGUGUUGAAGAGGCAAUUAAAAUUUUCAGUUUGUUUCUUAGAGAGAAAGAGGAAGAAAGUGAUAGUGACUAUGUCUUCACUGCGGUACUUAGCUCCCUGGCUGCAAAUGAAUAUGUUGGCCUAGGCAGGCAAAUCCAUUGCAUCACGGUUAAAAAUGGGUUGCUCCAGUUUGUAGCUCUUAAGAAUGCACUCGUUACAAUGUAUUCAAAGUGCGAGAACUUGACAGAGGCAUGCAAGAUGUUUGACUCGUCUGGUGACAGAAAUUCGAUUACAUGGUCAGCAAUGGUCACUGGUUAUUCUCAGAAUGGGGAAUCACUCGAGGCAGUAAGGCUUUUCUCGAGAAUGUUCUCUGCUGGAGUCAAGCCCAGCGAAUACACGAUUGUUGGGGUUCUUAAUGCAUGCAGUGACAUUUGCUAUAUAGAAGAAGGGAAACAACUUCAUUCUUACUUGUUAAAGUUAGGAUUUGAAAGACAUUUAUUUGCGACUACAGCUCUGGUUGACAUGUAUGCAAAAGCCGGAUGUCUAGCAGACGCCAGGAAAGGAUUUGAUUGUCUUCAAGAACGUGAUGUCGCUCUUUGGACAUCGCUUAUUAGCGGGUAUGUCCAAAACUCAGAUAACGAAGAGGCUCUGAUUCUGUACUGUGGAAUGAAAACAGAAGGUAUUGUUCCAAACGAACCAACCAUGGCAAGUGUUCUAAAAGCUUGCUCCUCUCUAGCUACCUUGGAACUAGGAAAGCAAGUACAUGGCCACACAAUCAAGCACGGUUUUGGGCUCGAAGUUCCAAUUGGAAGCGCACUUUCGACAAUGUACUCAAAGUGCGGGAGUUUAGAAGAAGGGAACCUUGUCUUUAGAAGAACUCCUAAUAAAGACGUUGUGUCUUGGAAUGCGAUGAUCUCAGGCUUUUCUCAUAACGGACGAGGAGAUGAAGCCUUAGAACUUUUUGAGCAGAUGUUAGCAGAAGGAACAGAACCUGAUGAUGUUACUUUCGUGAACAUUAUAUCAGCGUGUAGCCAUAAAGGGUUUGUAGAGAGAGGCUGGUCUUAUUUCAAUAUGAUGUCUGAUCUGUUUGGACUUGUUCCAAAAGUUGACCACUAUGCGUGUAUGGUUGAUCUGCUGAGCCGUGCAGGACAACUCAAAGAGGCAAAAGAGUUCAUUGAAUCAGCUAGUAUUGAUCACGGAUUAUGCUUGUGGCGAAUACUACUUAGUGCGUGCAAGAAUUAUGGAAAAUGUGAACUAGGAGCUUAUGCAGGAGAGAAGCUCAUGGCCCUUGGAUCAAGAGAAUCAUCAACGUAUGUGCAAUUGGCAACCAUUUACGCGGGUUUAGGACGGAAGAGAGACGCUGAACGGGUUUGGGGACUCAUGAGAGCAAACGGGGUGAGCAAAGAAGUGGGUUGCAGUUGGAUCGACCUGAAGAAUCAGGUCCAUGUUUUUGUUGUUGGAGAUACAAUGCAUCCGAUGAUUGAAGAGACAAAGUAUUUGAUUAGUAUGUUUAGUAGACAGAUGUUGGAAGAAGGAUACACAACUGUGUUGGAUUCUUCCUAUGUCGAAGAAGGAACACAAUUAGUUGUUUCAUGA